Messenger RNA from Mauremys reevesii (Reeves's turtle), 2180 nucleotides. Its product is annotated as kinesin-like protein KIF22. Gene Ontology annotation, molecular function: microtubule binding; ATP binding; microtubule motor activity. The coding region runs from base 1 to 2097 and encodes 698 amino acids. NCBI's taxonomy places the organism in Eukaryota, Metazoa, Chordata, Testudines, Geoemydidae. The transcript has 13 exons. Gene Ontology annotation, biological process: microtubule-based movement; mitotic spindle organization. The record is from RefSeq and is a predicted model, not a curated record.
AUGACUCUCAGCCAGCCAAUAACAGAGAACGUUUAUGAGAUGAGAGGAUCACAGUUCAAAACAGAGCUUGUGCUGGACCUGCUGGAGCCGUCCCAGCAGGACCUGCCGAUCCGGGAGGACCGGGACCAGAACAUCCUGAUCCUGGGGCUGACUGAGCGGGAGCUGAGAAGCUUCAUGGACUUUGAGCGGCACUUCCUGCCGGCCAGCCGCAACCGCAAGGGAGCCUCUACUCAGCUCAAGGACCGCUGGAGCCGCAGCCACGCCGUGCUGCUGGUGACUCCCUGGGGGGGCUUGGCUUACAGCGUGAUCGUAGCAAAUGUCAUCCCGGAGCUACACUUUUACUCUGACACGCUGAGCAUGCGGAACUUUGCUGCCAAGACCAAGCAGGUGGUGAACCGGCCCUUCACCCAGGAGACGCUGCAGGCCCCAGCUGCACCUCCCGAGGACCCUGGAGCUGGCAGUGAGGGUGCCGGCCCCGGAGUCAGGAGACCCCCGAGGCUGAGACCCUCAGCUGGAUCCAAGCCUGGUGCAGUGGCUGUUGGCAGCUGGAGAAGCAGCGGAGGGGGCGGGUGGAGGCUGCCGCUGCUCAGCAUCCCCGGGCAGGAGCGGGUGGCCCUGCAGACCCAGCUGGAGGAGACGCGCCAUGAGGUGGAGAACCUGACGGAGAGGCAAAAGGAGCGAGAAGCCGUGGCUCUGCUGGACAAGGCCUGUCAGCCCAAGCCUGUGCACCACAGCGAGGCCCCCGCCGGGGCCCAGAAACAGGAUGUGGUCCUCCUGCUGCAGCAAGCAGCGAGCUCUCCCGCCACCCCCCAGCCCCUGGGGCGGGCACCAUGCUGUCCCAGCAGAGCCAGCCUGGCCGAGCCCCGCCGUGCCAGCCCCCCAGCCCAUGUACGAGUGUGCGUCCGCCUGCGCCCCUGCAGCCAGGGGGACCCCUGCAUCCGUGGCUUGGAUUCCCACUCCGUGGAGAUCUCCAAUUGGAGGAACAAGAUGGAGACUGUACAGUACGAGUUCGACACCUUCUAUGGUGAUCGAGCCACCCAGAACGACAUCUACACCGGCUCCGUGCAGCCUGUCCUGUGCCACCUGCUGGAGGGGCAGAAUGCCAGUGUGCUGGCCUAUGGACGCACCGGUGCGGGUAAGACGCACACCAUGCUGGGCAGCACAGAACAGCCAGGUGUGAUCCCACCGGCACUGCGGGAUGUCCUGCUAAUGACACGGGAGGCGAGCUGCUCACCCGGGGCUGAGGAGUGGGACUUCUCCAUCUCCAUGUCCUACCUGGAGAUCUACCAGGAGAAGGCAAGUAUGGGAGUGCUGGAGCCGUCCCAGCAGGACCUGCCGAUCCAGGAGGACCGGGACCAGAACAUCCUGAUCCCGGGGCUGACUGAGCGGGAGCUGAGAAGCUUCAGGGACUUUGAGCGGCACUUCCUGCCGGCCAGUCGCAACCGCACGGGAGCCCCCACUCUGCUCAAGGACCGCUUGAGCCGCAGCCACGCUGUGCUGCUGGUGUGGGUGGCACGGAGCCAGCGAGCGGCCCCCCACCGCCGUCGCGUGGCCAAGCUCUGCCUCGUUGACCUGGCUGGCUCCAAGGACAACCGGCGCAGUGGCAACCGCGGCCUGUGGCUCCAGGAGAGCAGAGCCAUCAAUGCCUCCCUGCACGUGCUCAGGAAGGUCGUGGAGGCCCUCAACCAGGGGCUGCCCUACAUGCCGUACCGCGACAGCAAGCUCACCCACCUGCUGCAGGACUCCCUGGGGGGCUUGGCUCACAGCAUCAUCAUUGCUAAUGUCGCCCCGGAGCUACACUUUUACUUUGAGAUCCUGAACUUUGCUGCCAAGACCAAGCAGGGGGUUAACCGGCCCUUCACCCAGGAGACGCUGCAGGCCCCAGGUUCGACACCUUCUAUGGUGAUCAAGCCACGCAAGAAGACAUCUACACCGGCUCCGUGCAGCCUGUCCUGUGCCACCUGCUGGAGGGGCAGAACGCCAGUGUGCUGGCCUAUGGACGCACCGGUGCUGGUAAGACGCACACCAUGCUGGACAGCACAGAUCCCACGGGCUCUGCGGGAUGUCCUGCUAAUGACACGGGAGGCGAGCCGCUGACCCGGGGCUGAGGAGUGGGACUUCUCCGUCUCCAUGUCCUACCUGGAGAUCUACCAGGAGAAGGCAAGUAUGGGAGUGGGGAG